AUGCAACGAGUCGCGACUAUAGCAACUGAGGCGGCUGUGUCUCUCGCCCGGCGUAGAACGCCCCGUCCAUUCCCUGCCCUCACGCGAGGACUUCGCGCGAGUCAUCCCUGCGCAGACUUUCAUUUCGACACCCACCAAUUCGUCCAGCGGCUAGAACGCGAGGGGCUGAACCGCGCACAAGCCGAAGGUAUCAUGGCCGCCAUGGCCGAGGUCAUCGACGAGAGCAUCCGGAACAUGACCAGCAACAUGGUCACCAAGGCCGACCAGGAGAAGCAUCAUUACACGCAGCAGGUUGACUUCGCGCAACUGAAGUCCGAGCUGCAGUUAACGGAGAAGAACGAGCUCGCGAUGGUCAAGGCGGAGAACGACCGGCUCGUCACGGACAUCGAGAAGCUGAAGCAGCGCCUCCGUGAGGAGAUCACGCGGACGCAGGCAGGCGUACGGCUGGACCUGAACCUCGAGAAAGGACGGGUGCGCGAGGAGAGCAGCAAACAGGAGCUGAAGAUGAAGGAGGUGGACACACGGAUAGAGCAGGAGAUCGCCAACCUCAGAACGUCAAUACAGGGGUCGAAAGCAACGACACUGCAAUAUCUUGUCGGUUUCGUCACUGGUUGCUCUGCACUACUCAUGGCAUACCUCCGCUUCCGAGUGUAA
Molecule: messenger RNA, 654 nt
Organism: Rhodofomes roseus
Lineage: Eukaryota; Fungi; Basidiomycota; Agaricomycetes; Polyporales; Fomitopsidaceae
Product: mitochondrial protein
Exons: 4
Coding region: 1-654 (217 amino acids)
Cellular component (GO): mitochondrion
Source: RefSeq, a predicted model, not a curated record